UUUAUUGGUUGACCUCAAAUCACCGCUUUGUUUAUCAAAAUUAUCACCAAUCUUUAACAUUUCAACGUAAAAAUCGGUCGAUUCUACACUGUUUUCCGUUCGGAAUUUAGUAAUCCCGCGACGUUGGUGCCAACCCAAACUUUUUGGCGCCGUUUCAUCCCCUAAAUACUUUACGUCACUAUCGGGGUAACCGAGGUAACGGAAGGGUAAGCGUUGACCGGGGUGGUGUGUGCUCGUUCCUUGCUUCGAAGGGACGGUUGCACCUGAAGGCCGGCCUCGUUGAUGAGCCCCCGGAGGGGCCAUGGGGCAGGCCGAGAGCAGAGAAGAUGCUGAUGACGACCCGGAAAAAUACGCUUCGAGACGAACAUCUGGAAUCUUGACUGACAGUGAGGUGGCAUGUGAAGAAGCGGCCCGUUUGACUGCCGAGCAGCAGGAAGAAGACGAUGAUGGUAUCUCCUACUGCGACUACCACGACUUGCCUCCGCCGCCCGAUGGAGGCUAUGGGUGGGUCGUGGUUUUCGCCUCGUUCAUGUGCAACAUGCUAGUAGACGGAAUAGGUUACACUUUCGGCAUAUUCCUUCCAAAAUUGGUCGAUUAUUACGGCGAAACAAAAGGAACAACGGCAUGGGUCGGUUCAUUACUCUCAGGAAUGUACCUUAGUGUAGGUCCUGUAGUGAGCGCCCUUACCAACAAAUUCGGCUGUCGUGCUGUGUGUAUCGCGGGUAGUUUAAUAUCAACCGCGGCGUUCGUCCUGUCGCAAUUCUGUCCAACUGUAAACUGGUUGAUGUUGAUAUAUGGGUUCGUCGGUGGUGUAGGUUUCGGUUUAAUUUAUUUACCGGCGGUGGUGUGCGUGGGUUACUAUUUUGAAACGAAGAGAUCUCUCGCGACGGGUAUUGCAGUAUGUGGUUCGGGGGUUGGUACCUUCGCGUUUGCCCCUUUGGCCACGAUCCUACUCGACGAGUACGGCUGGAGAGGAGCCAAUCUCAUUCUAGCAGGAAUGAUCUUCAAUUGCGUGCUAUUCGGAGCUUUAAUGCGGCCUUUGACGUACCCCAAAGAGUCCAAUUCUCAGCCACUCCUCCAGCGCAUGGCCGAAGAAAGAAGAAUCCAGAUGGAAAGGGGUAGCAUCGGAGGAUCGUACUUCAUGGUACAACUGCCAGAUGGUACUAUGGAGAAACGUAUGAAACAACCGCUCAACAUCGAUCCCGGAGUGCAUUCUAGUCUCAACCUGGACCAACUAGCGCCAGGAACACCCAUCACACCCAUACCCACAGUCCCCACGCUACCCACCAUUGCCGAAGUUAAAGUACAAGACCAGAGUGGAAGCUCCGGAUCGCCAAGUCCGGGAGAAAGCUCUGCGGAAAUUAGACCUACAGCCAAGAAUCCGCGUUUAAGUGAAUUAAAAUUGCAAGACGGAAAAGUGAAACCGGAAACAGGGGUUAGUAAGGAAGCACCAGCGGCUCCGGUUGGGACGAUACCGGAUAAUUCGUCCUCAAAGAUGCCAAGAAAUGCGAGUCAGCCGGCGUUUAGCACGCAUGUUCAAGGGUUGCCUAAAAACGGAUCGGUACCCACUUUUGAUAGGAUUAGAAAAACUUCAGUAGGAGAAAAAUUCAAGCCGACUUUAGGACCGAUCAAAGCUUCGUCCAGAGCCACUUUGAGUUCGAAUAGUGAUAUGAGGAAGUUGAGGAAUAAUUCGACUUCUUCGUUUCUUAGUAGAAAUAAUAAUAGCGAGGUGGACGUUGAAAGUCUAGCAUGCACAUCAAAACUGUCGUUACCAAGAGGAGGAAGUCGUUCGAAUAUGGUCAGACCAAUGUCAAGGAAGGACAUCUUCUACUCGGGAUCUAUUGUUAAUCUUCCAGAGUUUCACCAAUCGCAAAAAUCUCUCACGAAUUACAGGCAAAGCAUCAUGAGCAUUCCGAAAGCCAAAGGACUGGAAUCUGAGGGAUCUCCUGGUGAUCUUUGCCCUUGCCUCGUACUGCCUGAAAGUUUCACCUCAGCCUUAGGACAAAUGAUGGAUAUGAGCUUAUUGAAGGAUCCUGUUUUUGUACUUAUAGGAAUAUCGAAUUUAUUCGGGAUGGCUGGACUGUAUAUCCCGUUCGUUUAUCUUGUUGACUGUGCCGUUGAAGAUGGUAUCGAAAAAGGAAAAGCUUCAUUCUUGGUCUCCAUCAUUGGUAUUACUAAUACGUUUGGCCGUGUCGCCUGUGGAUAUUUCGCUGACUUCCCAUCUGUUAAUGCCCUACUUGUAAAUAAUAUUUGUCUAGUUAUUUCCGCCGUCUCGGUUGCUCUAACACCAUUCUGCCACUCAUACGGUGCUUAUAUAGCAAUGGCCGUGUUUUUCGGAAUCGCGAUUUCCGGCUAUAUUUCAUUAACUUCAAUUAUAUUAGUCGACCUCCUGGGCUUGGAUAAGCUGACGAAUGCGUUCGGCUUGUUGAUCCUCUUCCGUGGAGCUGCCGCUAUUGUAGGUUCCCCUUUGGCCGGUUUUAUAUACGAUAAGACGAAAACCUACGACAUCCCGUUCUACGUGGCCGGAUCAUUGUUCGCGAUAUCGGCUGUAACGAGCUUUCUUGCACCUUGUUUGAAGCGUUCAGAAGAGGAAGAACAACCAGUCGGCGAAGGCGACGCUCUUACUCCAAUUGAUGAAGACGAAGAAGAAGACGAUGCGGGGAUUACGAUGGGGCCAGGUCAUAAGACGCGACUCGAUAGUGGACCCAUUCCGAAAAUUGUGGAGACCGCUUCGAGUCCUGGGGAGAAAGAGAUCAAGCAAAUCGAAUCCGUUUUAUAAAAUAAUUCUGAUUUUAAACGAACUUUCUGCGCCCGUAACAAAGUUAUUUUUCUAAUGUGUUCCCACGUCGUGAACAGGAGGCUAAUUGGUACAUAAUGGAGAAUGCUGUGCAAGUGUAUCGCUUCAUGUGAUGAAUGAGAAACUCAACUCCGUUCUUUUUUUACAGAUUUGUUAUACUUGUGUACGGAUAACUUGUAGGCGCACAAAGUUACACCAUGUAUAUACACAUCAUGUUAUGUAGUUUUAUUGAUUUUUUUAUUGUCAGUGUUAAUUUGUUUGAAUUGUAUUUUACAUGAUUUAUGAUUUUUGCCAGUUUAUAAAACUGUGUGAUGUUGAAGAGACAGUAUUUUGUGAAUUUUAGUAAUUGUAUGUGCGAAAUUAGGCCAAAUGUACGUUUAAAAAUCGUUGAUUAGUGAAUAUGUACAUAAUGAAAUAACUUGGACAAUAUUCUUAGAACCGCUACUAUUUUUCAUAUACGUUGCACAACUUAAUUCGUUCCACUUUUAUGCUUUACAAUUAGGAACUGGUCAAUCGAACUUUUUUACUAAUAUAAUAUGAUGCAAGUCUUUGAAUCAAGUCAAUUUAAAAUCCUAGUUGUAAAGUGUGACGUCUUACUUUUUUUUAGCUUGAGUUCUUUAUAAAAACCUGCUCAGGACAGUUGCAGACGCAUUGAUUAAUAAAAUAGCCUUAUCAUAGAUAUAGUACCUGUGCACCUCAAGUUAAUGUAUUUUAUUCUUUAAUCUAUACACUUAAAUACAUUUAUGAAGAUCUCUAAAA
Messenger RNA from Tribolium madens (black flour beetle), 3556 nucleotides. RefSeq names its product monocarboxylate transporter 3. Gene Ontology annotation, biological process: transmembrane transport; monocarboxylic acid transport. Bases 302 to 2779 code for a protein of 825 amino acids. Gene Ontology annotation, molecular function: monocarboxylic acid transmembrane transporter activity. The record is from RefSeq and is a predicted model, not a curated record. Lineage: Eukaryota; Metazoa; Arthropoda; Insecta; Coleoptera; Tenebrionidae. The transcript has 6 exons.